Molecule: messenger RNA, 2010 nt
Organism: Trichechus manatus latirostris (Florida manatee)
Lineage: Eukaryota; Metazoa; Chordata; Mammalia; Sirenia; Trichechidae
Gene: GPR31
Product: G protein-coupled receptor 31
Exons: 2
Coding region: 160-1116 (318 amino acids)
Biological process (GO): negative regulation of inflammatory response; G protein-coupled receptor signaling pathway
Cellular component (GO): membrane
Molecular function (GO): bioactive lipid receptor activity
Source: RefSeq, a predicted model, not a curated record
GCUUCAGUACUUUGUCUCCUGGAGUAAAUGCAGAACUUGUCUGCACCACGACUGGGACAAGACUUUUUCUUUCCUUUUGUGGGAAAAAGCACAGCUAAAAGUCUAUUUCUCUGUGCGUUGCUGCUUUAGAGCGGUGUCCAGUAGCAGAUCACCUGAGAAAUGGCUCCCCUGAAAUGCUCCUUCCACAAUGACGUGAUAGAAUCGUUAGUGAUCGCCUUGCUGACGCUGGAGUUUGGGCUGGGCCUUCUGACCAAUGUCAUUGCCCUAUGGACCUUCUCCUUCCGCCUCAAGGUGUGGAAGCCUUACUCGGUCUACCUGUUCAACCUGGUCAUUGCCAGCCUCCUGCUGACCGUCUGCCUACCCUUCCACAUCACCUUCUACCAGAGACGCAAGACGUGGAGCUUCGGAGACACGUCCUGCCAAGCCCUGCUCUUCCUGCUGUCCCUCAGCUGCGGGGUAGGGGUCGCCUUCCUGACCGCUGUGGCCUUGGAUCGCUACUUCCGAGUGCUCCACCCUCAUCUCAAGGUCAACCUCCUCUCGCCUCGGUGGGCCUGGGUCAUCUCAGGCUGUGUCUGGCUGCUCAUGGUGGUGCUCACCCACCAAAGCUUAUUGGUCCCCGAGGCUGCCGGGAACAGCACGGAAUGCCGCAGCUCCUACCCCCGGGAAGAAUUCUCCUUCAGCGUCUGGCAGGAGGCUGUCUUCUUCCUCCAGUUUCUUCUGCCCUUCGGCCUCAUCUUGCUCUGCAAUGCUGGGAUCAUCAGAAUGCUCCAGAAGAGGCUCCGAGACCCGGAGAAGCAGCCGAAGCUGCAAAGAGCCAAGGCGUUGAUCACCAUGGUGAUGGUCCUGUUCGGACUCUGCUUUCUGCCCAGGAUCCUGGCCAGGAUCUUGAUGGACAUCUUCUGGAGGUCAGAAAGCUGCCAGAUGCGGAGAGUGGUGGAGCACACCUCCGAUGUGGCCAACAGCCUCAUCUACCUCAACAGCGUCCUCAACCCUGUGAUCUACUGCUUCUCCAACUCGACUCUCCGCUACUCCUACAGGAAGGUCUCCAACACUCUCUGGGGCAGGAGACAAGAAGCAGAGCCUCGGGGUUCUGACCGCAAAGACUCAUACUCCUGAGGACAGAGCGCUUCCUCAACUGCCUUUUUUGUGAGAACUACUUGGGAUCUAGGUGAUAAUAACUAUUAUUACAGGGCCUUGGAGAAAGAGGGGCUCCAAGCCAGGACAAAGUCCCGGCAGGAUUGCUGCAGGGUUUAUGAUAGAGUGUGUUUCCCAGGAUUUCCUUCUGCUAUUUCACAUUACAAAGCAGCAAAGUAAAUUCACAAGCCAGAGAGAGCAGUCUUCAUACCAAGCUAUGACGCAGAUUAAACGGCUAAGUUGAAAACCCAGGGGUUACUGCAGAUCCAUAGUUGAGGAAAUAUAACUGGAUGGGUCAGUCCCGGGUGAGAAGCUGGAGAGCUGGUGUCUCUCACACGCGGUUUGUCCUUGGCAAGUCAUUUGCGUUUUCUGUCCUUCAGUUAGCAGGAGCAAAAACGUCUCCCUGUUCUCACCGACCGCACAGACCUGUGAUCAUCAGCGUGGGAAGGGCUUGGGGCUCUGAAAAGAGGCUCCAGAGUAGCGAAUGGCGUGUCAAAGGGCUUGGGGGCACAGUGUGACCAGAUGGAGGAGUGUCUCCCCUGACGAAGAUUCUCCGCCGUGAACACACUCUGGGCCGGGCCUGCGUCCUUGCCGUCCCGCUGAAGAGAAACGUCCCCUAUUUUCAUCCACAGCCAAUUGCGGGUGCAGCUUCGUCUAAUCUAACAUUUUAACGUGAACGUUUUCAGUGUGGUGAUAAGCUCUCCACGAGCGUUUAUUUAUUUAUUUUUGCUUGUUUUCUUUAAUCGUGGUAAGAUGUACAUAACAUGAAAUUCACCAUUUUGACCACUUUUGAAUGCGCCACCUGGUGGUGUCAACUGCAUUCAGAGUGUUGUGUGGCCAUCGCUACUAUUUCCAGGUCUUUAUCACCCCGAACAG